Molecule: messenger RNA, 2307 nt
Organism: Ilex paraguariensis (yerba mate)
Lineage: Eukaryota; Viridiplantae; Streptophyta; Magnoliopsida; Aquifoliales; Aquifoliaceae
Source: the annotation of a GenBank genome assembly
AUGAGAAAACUAACUUCUAUCGCUUCAAGGUCUGUACAGCUCGUUAACGCCGACAUCCUCUCUUAUUCUCAACAGUUUCUCUUCUCAGUUAUCACACCAAACUAUCAUUCCCUAACCUCAAAUGGAGAAACUACCAAACAACAACGUCUCAUUCAACUACUUCAAGAACCCUCAAUGGUUCAAUCACUUGAAACGGCUAAUUCCCUCCACGCUCUUACCAUUACAAUGGGCUCAAACACAACCCAAACCAUAUUUCUGUACAAUAAUAUCAUGUCAAAGUAUAUUGCAUUGGGCGCUAUCCCUAUGGCUCACAAAAUAUUUGAUGAAAUGCCCCAAAGAAAUGUUGUCUCCUACAAUACUAUGAUUACUGCGUAUUGUCGGAAUGGGGAAGUAGAAAAAGCUUGGUGUCUGUUUUUUGAGAUGAGAUAUUAUGGGUUUGAGCAGACACAGUUCACGUUUGGUGGGCUGUUGUCGUGUUCUUCUUUGGAAAUUUGUAGAGGUUCAUACGUGCAGGCAUUGAUAAUAAAGAGUGGGUUGCUUUGUAGUGAUGCUUUUGCAGGAACUGCAUUGCUGGUUUUGUUUGGGAGGCAUGGGUUUUUAGAAGAAGCAAUUCGUGUAUUUGAUGACAUGCCUGAAAAGACCUUGGUGACAUGGAAUUCGUUGAUAGCCUUGUUUGGGCAACAUGGGUUUGUUGAAGAAUCUGUUAUUCUGUUCCGCGAGCUAAUGAGUAAUAACUUAGGUUUAUCUGAAUAUUCUUUUGUUGGCGCUUUAUCAGGAUUUCUGUCCGAACACGAUAUUCAAUUAGGAGAACAAAUACAUGGGUUAGCGACAAAAAUUGGAUUCUGUUAUGCAGUUUCAGUUGUUAAUUCUUUGAUAAAUAUGUAUAUGAAGUGCUCAGGAACAAACAUGGCAGAGAAACUGUUUGAAGAGGCGCCUGUGAGGGACGUUGUUUCAUGGAACACAAUCAUGGGAGCGUUGGCAAAAAGUGAGACACCAGGAAAAGCAUUACAACUCUUCUCAAAGAUUUAUGUGAAUGGUGUCUUGCCUAAUGAGACCACAUUCGUGAGUGUUAUUAAUUCCUGUGCCAGUUUGGAGGUCCCAAUGUAUGCAGAAUGUAUCCAUGCUAAAAUCAUCAAGAACAUGUUUGAAUCUAACGCAUUUGUCGGUACUGCAUUGGUUGAUUUUUAUGCUAAAUUUGACAACAUGGAAGAUGCUCAUCGCUGUUUUAACGAAUUAUAUGAGAAGAAUUUGGUUUCAUGGAAUGCUUUGAUACAGGGUUAUUCAAACAGAGGCUGUUCUACUGCUGUUUCACUAGUGCGAGAAAUGAUUCAAUCAGGUUAUCGUCCGAACGAGUAUUCAUUUUCUUCUGUCUUCAAAGCAUCCUUGGCCUUAUUAGAGUUGCAACAGCUUCAUUCCAUGGUAAUUAAAAUAGGUUACAUCGACAAUGAUUAUGUAUCAAGCUCUCUGAUAUCCUCAUACGCUAAAAAUGGUUUGAUAUCUGAUGCCUUGAUCUCUGUUGCUGCUGGUUCUAACACGCCACUUUCGGUUGUCCCAUCUAAUGUUAUUGCUGGGAUAUAUAACAGAGCUGGCCAAUACCAUAAAACUCAAGACUUGUUCUCUCUUCUCGAAGAACCUGAUAUUGUGUCUUGGAACAUUUUGAUUGCAGCUUGUUCUCGCAAUGGUGAUUACAAAGAGGUAUUUGAACUUUUCCACCACAUGCAGGUAGCUCAAGUCCAUCCUGAUAAUUACACUUACGUUAGCCUCUUAAGUGUUUGCACUAAACUUUGUAACCUUGCUUUGGGUAGUUCUAUUCAUGGCCUUAUCAUAAAGACUGAUUUUGAGUGUUGUGACACAUUUGUCUGCAAUGUGAUGAUAGACAUGUACAGCAAAUGUGGUAACCUAGAGAAUUCAGUGACAAUCUUCAAUGAAAUGGCGGAGAAAAAUGUUAUCUCAUGGACUGCACUUGUUUCGGCCCUUGGGCUCCAUGGCCGUGCACACGAGGCAUUAAAAAGGUUCAAGGAAAUGGAGAUUGAGGGGUUUGAGCCAGAUGGUGUCGCUUUCAUCUCUGUGCUUUCAGCAUGCAGGCACGUUGGAUUAGUGACACAAGGGAUGGAAUUGUUUUGGCAAAUGAAAUGGAAGUACGGGGUCGAACCUCAGAUGGAUCACUAUCUUGUUGCAGUGGACUUAUUAACUAGAUACGGCCAUCUCAAGGAAGCCGAGCAACUAAUUGGUGGCAUGCCUUUCCCGCCAGAUGCAGUUGUGUGGCGUACUUUCCUUGAAGGCUGCAAGAGACGAAGAACGGUAUAG